Epinephelus fuscoguttatus (brown-marbled grouper) is the source of this 1962-nucleotide messenger RNA. Its product is annotated as myeloid-associated differentiation marker-like protein 2. The coding region runs from base 787 to 1698 and encodes 303 amino acids. Lineage: Eukaryota; Metazoa; Chordata; Actinopteri; Perciformes; Serranidae. The record is from RefSeq and is a predicted model, not a curated record. The transcript has a single exon. Gene Ontology annotation, cellular component: membrane.
GUUUGUGUGAGCGAGAAAGAGUGGGAGACCAAAUCCAAAAGGCAAAAGGAGGUAGAAACAGCUAGACAAAGAGAGCCAACAGUUUGAGUGAUUCUGACGGGCUGUAAGGGCCUACAGUGGAGAGAUUACAAGGACUGAGUCGCUGAGUAAUGGAACUUGACUGACAGGACAACAAACUAGUCCACCUGCUCGGCACUUGGGGCUAUUGUUGGAAGAUUGAUCUCUGGAUACGGCUUACAGAGGACCUUACUUCACUUUGAACUUUCGAUACACUGGACAACUUGGUGACUGAAGAGAGCACACGGGUGAAACCUAAGAUUUCCGAGGACAUACACUACGGCUUUGAGUAAGACCGGGAUCAAAUUCCUAAUCUCUAGAACAUUUUAAAACACUAUGAAAGACUGAAACCAGUGUUUUGUGAUUUACAGAAAUUAUGAUCUGUAUGCUUACUUCAUAGACCUCUGCAGCCAAGUAGAGACAUUACUUUAAAACAACAAAAAUCAAAAAGAUAUCUCAUUCAAGGUCCAUCCUUUAUGACUACAAGCUACUGUACAGACGUCUACAUAACAGCGUAUAAAUGUGACUGGAUCUAAGGCCCACUACGGUAAUUACAAAGCAAGCUCAGGGAAGAAUUACAGACAUUUGUAAUUAAGGACCAUCUAUAAAAGGCAACCAAAGGAAAGGGUGAGGUCUGUGACGAAAAAAAAGUGGGCCUCAAGGACACCAAGACAGACAGGACAUCAAGAAACCAAGAAAAACAGCUGCUACUGGGAGACAACACACACCAUGGAUCCUCAUGGCGGACACUACCUCAACAAAAAAGCUGUGCUGUCACCUUUAGGUGCAGCCCGAAUUUGCCAGCUGCUACUCGGUUGCACCAUAAUUGCCCUUGUAUCCCACAGUGCGGGCUACAGCGCAGACUAUGGGACCUUUUGCAUGUUUGUGUGGUGCUUCUGCUUCGCCGUCACACUGGUUGUGUUCACCUUGGACAUCACACGCCUCCACACAUGCAUGCCCAUUUCCUGGGAUAACUUCACUGUGGCGUUUGCCAUGCUGGCAACGCUCAUGUACAUCACCGCCUCCGUGGUCUACCCUGUUUACUUCCUCCAAACAGAGUGCCCUGAUGAGAGCUGUGAAGUCCAAAUCUACCGCAUUGUUGUCACUGUCUGCUCCAGCGUCUGCUGCUUCCCCUACGGUGCUGAGGUGAUUCUGACUCGAGCCAAGCCAGGAGCUGUGGUGGGUUACAUGGCCACUGUGUCCGGUCUACUCAAGGUGGUCCAGGCUUUUGCGGCCUGCAUCAUUUUCGGGGCCCUGGCCCACGACAGCGAGUACAACCUCUACAUCGCCACCCAGUACUGUGUAGUGGUGUACAGCCUGUGCUUCUCCGUCACCGUUAUAGUGAUCAUACUGACAGUUUCUGGGAGGACCUCUGCCCUGCGGUUCCCCUUUGAUCGGUUCGUGGUUGUCUACACCUUCUUCGCCCUGAUCCUCUACCUCAGUACUGCACUGAUCUGGCCCAUAUUCAGCUUUGACAGGAAGUACGGCACCACUACUCGUCCUGAGGACUGCCCACGUGGAGAAUGUCCCUGGGAUAGUAAGCUGGUGGUGGCGGUGUUCACCAACGUCAACGUGAUCCUGUAUUUUGUUGACCUUGUUUACUCCCAGAGGAUUCGCUUUGUCUCCAGCUCUGCUGCCUGAGAAACUUUCCCCCCUCAAGACUGCUUAGCCUCAGAGACAAAUAAAGAAAGUUUGAGGCCUCAUCCAUCAUACUCUCCACAGUCAGGUCUCUGUGAAGGACUCAUUUCCUUGGAUCCAUAGAUUCAUGGUGUCGUAUUUAUGUGUGACAUUUUUUAUUAUCAGUAUUCAUCUAGAAUUGAGCCUGUAGGCAGCAAAACUGACAGUAUUACCCUAUGCUAUAAACUUAGAGGCCUUUUCCCAGUUCUGCGGUGACCUACCAGGGAG